Messenger RNA from Arabidopsis thaliana (thale cress), 1266 nucleotides. Its product is annotated as F-box family protein. NCBI's taxonomy places the organism in Eukaryota, Viridiplantae, Streptophyta, Magnoliopsida, Brassicales, Brassicaceae. The coding region runs from base 58 to 1200 and encodes 380 amino acids. The record is from RefSeq and is marked reviewed. The transcript has 2 exons.
CAAAAACAAAACUCAUUUCUCAUCUAGAAGACGAAAACCCUAUCUGAUCACUCCAAAAUGAGGACGCGCCGGCAAACAUAUCCGCCGAUCGCUGAAUCCCUCACGGCGAGGUCCAUUGUUCAGGCGCUUCCGGCGUCAGCCACAAUAUCAGGAAAUGGUGGACCAAAGAAGAAGAAGAACUGUGUUAAUAGAGGAUUGUGGGAUAAACAGAUUCCGACGGAUCUGCUGCAAGAGAUACUGUCUCGCCUCGGAUUAAAAGCCAACAUACAUGCUUCUCUCGUCUGCAAGACAUGGCUUAAAGAAGCUGUUUCUGUCAGGAAGUUUCAGAGUCGUCCUUGGCUUUUUUAUCCACAGAGUCAGAGAGGAGGACCAAAAGAAGGAGACUACGUUCUCUUUAACCCAUCACGGUCUCAAACACAUCACCUCAAGUUUCCAGAGUUAACGGGCUACAGAAAUAAAUUAGCUUGUGCUAAGGAUGGUUGGUUGCUUGUGGUAAAAGAUAACCCCGAUGUGGUCUUCUUUCUUAACCCGUUUACCGGGGAACGCAUCUGCUUACCCCAGGUGCCACAAAAUUCCACACGCGAUUGCUUAACUUUCUCAGCCGCUCCCACAUCAACUAGUUGUUGCGUCAUAUCCUUCACCCCUCAAAGUUUUCUUUACGCAGUUGUUAAAGUUGAUACUUGGCGCCCUGGUGAAUCCGUAUGGACCACUCAUCACUUUGAUCAAAAGCGUUACGGUGAGGUAAUCAAUAGAUGUAUCUUCUCCAAUGGUAUGUUCUAUUGUCUCAGUACCAGUGGCCGCCUCUCGGUUUUCGACCCGUCUAGAGAAACCUGGAAUGUUCUUCCAGUGAAACCAUGUCGGGCCUUUCGUCGUAAAAUUAUGCUUGUGAGGCAAGUAUUCAUGACAGAGCAUGAAGGAGACAUCUUUGUUGUGACUACACGCCGCGUAAACAACAGAAAACUGUUGGCCUUUAAACUAAACCUUCAAGGCAAUGUGUGGGAAGAGAUGAAAGUACCUAAUGGCUUGACAGUAUUUUCAAGUGACGCUACCUCUUUAACAAGAGCUGGUCUUCCAGAGGAGGAGAGGAACAUUCUAUAUUCAUCGGAUAUCGAUGAUUUUGUGAAAAGCUCUCAUCCAACUUUCUAUUAUUAUGACUGCAGCGCUUGGCUCCAGCCACCUCAUGACAAUUUUAAUUUUUGACUAUCAUCCUUAAGUGUUUUUGUUUUUGAAAAAACAUGUUUUAAUACCUUUUAAAGCUUUUGAUUC